Molecule: messenger RNA, 968 nt
Organism: Rhopilema esculentum
Lineage: Eukaryota; Metazoa; Cnidaria; Scyphozoa; Rhizostomeae; Rhizostomatidae
Source: RefSeq, a predicted model, not a curated record
AUGGCGUCGAAAGCUAGCAGCAAAAUUAGAAUUACACCAGGUGCAGUGGUUUGCCAAGAAGCAGAGAUAAAAGGCGAAGUAACGAUAGCUGCAAGGACAGUUGUACACCCUAAAGCGCGUAUAAUUGCUGAGCAUGGUUCUAUAAUUAUCGGAGAAGGUAAUCUUAUUGAGGAACAAACCUUAAUUUGGAACUCCACCCCAGGAAAAACAAUGGUGAUCGGAAACUACAAUGUCUUUGAGAUUGGAUGUAUCAGUGAAGCUCUUGCAGUUGGAAAUAACAACGUCCUUGAAGCGAAAUGCAAAGUCGGCCCGUUAGUAGAGCUAGGAGAUGGCUGCGUUAUUGGAAAUAUGUGCCGAAUGGACACUAAGGAGAAGCUUUCGAACAAUACUGUGAUUUAUGGACAAAAUGCUAACCGAAGAAAGGCCUCUGAGAUACCAGCCCCGCAAACAUUGCAACUAGACUUUUUAACAAAAAUCUUACCUAAUUAUCACCAUCUAAAAAAGCCAUUUAGACAGUAGAUUCUGGAGAUGUCAAUUGCGUAUGUUGUUUGAAUUUUGAACACUUCGUAUAUAAACUCUUAAUGAACCAGUGAUCUUAAGCAAAAUCUAUACAGUUGGCUCUCUUAUAGUCACUCCACUUGAAGUCACACUACCAUUACAUUAACAUAACAAAUUUAGACCAAAAUAUGCAUAAAUAUUCAUUUUAACUCCACUUACAGUUGCACUCUGUUUUCAGUUUAAAUUUUUCAAGCAACAUUGGGUGUGACAAUAACUGAAGUCUACUGUAUAUUGCAUAUAUUACUUGAAACUGUAUUCAAUAAUGUCACAUAGAAAAAUGUAUUCGAAAUAUUCUGUUAGUCCUAAUAAAGAUGAUGGUUGUAGUCUUCAUUAUGAGGUAUGUCUCCAAGAAAACCCUUAUUUUGGUCUUUGUGUUAGACAAAGAAUCAAAAGAUAGUUAAAGUGAAUAA